Messenger RNA from Zophobas morio, 849 nucleotides. RefSeq names its product tetraspanin-8-like. The record is from RefSeq and is a predicted model, not a curated record. Bases 116 to 772 code for a protein of 218 amino acids. The transcript has 5 exons. NCBI's taxonomy places the organism in Eukaryota, Metazoa, Arthropoda, Insecta, Coleoptera, Tenebrionidae. Gene Ontology annotation, cellular component: plasma membrane.
GUUUGACUCUCAUAAGCCUCUAUAUAAACUACACCUAUCAGAAAAACUUGUCAUUUUAAAAAUCAAACAUUUAGUGUAAACUUCCCCUCUCGAUUGUCUCCCACAACACACCACCAUGGGCUGCCUCUCAGGAAUAGCAAAGUACCUUUUAUUUUUAUUCAACUUCUUGAUUGUGGUAUGCGGUAUAGCCCUCAUAGCCGUGGGUGCUAUAAUCCUAGUCAACGAAAACAAGGGCCUGGAUAGUUUCACCGAUUUCUCAGUUGGUGGGUUCGCCAUAGCUGUGGGUGUCAUAAUUUUCCUUAUAGCCUUCUUCGGCUGCUGCGGAGCCAUCAAGCAAAACAGCUGCAUGCUAACAACAUAUGCAGUUAUUUUGAUCGUGCUUUUCAUUCUCCAAAUUGUCUUGGGAGCGUUGGCUUUCGUCGCCAUUCGCAACGACGACGAGGAGUUGGACAAAGCAGUAUUAAAAGUCGUGCAAGAAGUAUUCGACGAUUAUAAAAGUACACCGACGAACGACAAAGAAAAAAUUAUUGACGAGAUUCAACAAGACUUUGAAUGUUGCGGUGUUAACGGUACUGCAUAUUGGGGCACUGACCUACUUGAUAGUUGUUACGAAGGUGCGAGCAAAGGAAACACACUAUACACAGUAGGAUGUGCCGCAGCUUUUAGGGAUAUAAUUAUGGAUAACAUUAAAAUUAUCGGUGGAGUCGCUAUUGGAUUCGCCGUAGUAGAGCUCGUUGGUGCAAUUUUUGCUUGCAUGGUGAGGAAGAAGUGAAAACUGACGUAAUCUGUAACGCUAUUUAUGUACAAGUAUUUAUAACUGUUUUUAAUAAAAUUACAAAAAAUUAAAAA